Molecule: messenger RNA, 1593 nt
Organism: Kluyveromyces lactis
Lineage: Eukaryota; Fungi; Ascomycota; Saccharomycetes; Saccharomycetales; Saccharomycetaceae
Gene: SMP3
Product: glycosylphosphatidylinositol-alpha 1,2 mannosyltransferase
Exons: 1
Coding region: 1-1593 (530 amino acids)
Biological process (GO): GPI anchor biosynthetic process
Cellular component (GO): endoplasmic reticulum membrane
Molecular function (GO): alpha-1,2-mannosyltransferase activity
Source: RefSeq, a predicted model, not a curated record
AUGUCAAUUGACAUUGAAUCUUUCCCUGAGCUGCAAAAAGGCGGUACUUCUAACACUGUAUCCUUCUCAUAUAAUAUGAAAUUAAAGUUAUAUGAGUAUCUGGGAUUAAUCAUAGGGCUGCUCAUUGCGUUAGAACCAUCGUACAUCCAUCCCGAUGAGCAUUUCCAAACAUUAGAACCCAUUUUCACAGCAUGGACUGGAGCUAAAGGUACUGCUACAUGGGAAUUUCUUCCAGAAAAUCCUUGCAGAAGUAUCACUAUUUUGAGGCUCUAUUAUACACCUCUGCUAUGGCUGAAUCAACAUAUAUUCCACUUGAAACCCUUGGGUCUAUUGUAUCUUUAUCGGCUGCAGAACUAUUUACUCUAUACGGCAGUGGUCAUAUUCUUCCUCGAGUUUUGCGAGGUCUCCAUAACGCAUAAAACUAAAGCAAAAUUCUUCAUCAGAACCUCAUAUGUCACUUGGGUCUUUCAAAGCCAUACGUUUUCCAAUUCCCUUGAAACAAUAAUAUUGUUACUAUUCCUGUUUACUUGUCAAUAUUGCAUUUACGAGGUACGAAGUCGGCACUAUGCAACCUUCUCAUCAUGUUUCUUGCUAGGUGCAUUGAUUUCCAUCGGCACAUUCAACAGAGUCACUUUCCCUGCGUAUUUGAUCUUACCUUUGUUAUCUGUGUUCUACCAUUGCUUUCUCUCUCACUGGAUUGGGGUGGCAUAUACUGCCAUUAGUACGGCACUAGUCUCUGCGCUCAUCAUAUUGUUCGAUACGAAGGCGUAUAGCAGUACAGACUGUAAAAGCUGGGUCAUUGCUCCCUUAAAUAAUCUGCUUUACAAUAUGAAGGUGGAUAAUAUUGCUCAACAUGGGUUACACCCACGAUAUACUCACCUUUUAAUCAACUUACCUCUUAUUUGCGGUCCCAUUAUCCUACUCUUUAUUUCACAAAAAGCUGUGCUUAAACUGCCUGCAUUAUCUUGUAUUUCUGGCAUAUUAAUGCUUUCUCUUUUCAGACAUCAGGAAUUACGCUUUAUAAUACCGGUUCUACCAUUACUUUGUGCAUCGAUGAACCUUGACAAUUUCGAUACUUUCUUUCAAGCAGAAACCAUCAUAACUUCAUGGCUCGUCUUUAAUAUUGUCAUGGGAUUGAUAAUGGGAGUAUUCCAUCAAGCAGGAAUAAUACCUCUCAUAUCCUACUUCUCAGGUGAAGAAUUCCCUGUUCAUAUUUGGUGGAAGACAUAUUCUCCUCCGACGUGGAUGUAUUCCAAUCCUGAUCUGACGGUUUCUACCACGAACUUUAAGGAAAAUGUAGAGUUUGUCGAUAAUAUACCUUGGCAUGUUGUAUCAAAUCAUGUUGUUGAUUUAAAAGGUAGUGACAUUGAGUUACUAAAUAAAACUCUUACAAAAUUUUCGGAGAACACAGACUCAAUUCAGCUAAUCAUGCCAAAUACUGUUCUCGAUAAAUUGACCCCCCUUCAGUCGCAAUGGAAGUUCAUCACAGAAUGGGAGACGCAGCAGCAUCUCGAUUUAGAUCACAUUGAUAUGCCAGACUGGACUACCAUAAAGCCAGGAUUAAGGCUAUACAACGUAAGUCUAAUAGUUUGA